AUGAAAACCUCGCUGCAGCAGCAGCAGCAGCAACAGCAACAGCAGCAGCAGCAACAGCAGCAGCUGGGGUUGCAACAGCAGCAGCAGCACCAGCAGCAGCUUGCCUGCAACAUAGUCUGCUGCAGCUGCUGCUGCUGCGGCCCCUCAGGAGAAAGUAAACAGCAAAGGAAAGAGAGCAGCAGCAAACGAAAAACAUCCUUUUCGUCCUGCAGCAGCAGCAGCAGCAGCAGGAACAGCAGUAAAGAAGAAAAUGGGCAGCAGCAACAGCAGCAGCGGGAAUCCAAGACAGCCGCCGCAGCAGCGAAGGCAGCAGCAGCAAUGGUAGCAGCAAUUCUAGACGCGACAGACGACCAGCAGCACAAACAGCAGCAGCAGCAGUAG
Eimeria tenella is the source of this 381-nucleotide messenger RNA. RefSeq lists its product as uncharacterized. The coding region runs from base 1 to 381 and encodes 126 amino acids. The record is from RefSeq and is a predicted model, not a curated record. The transcript has a single exon. Lineage: Eukaryota; Apicomplexa; Conoidasida; Eucoccidiorida; Eimeriidae.